AUGUCUUCUUCUGGUACUCCAGUUCAAGAUAGCCAGCGGUUCAUCAUUGGGCAGAUGGAUUACUGGGAUCAAGUGAGUGAAUCAGGGGGUUUUGAUAUCGAGCAUAUCUCAGCACCUCAAUGCGGACUCGUGUCUUUUGAUUGUGAAAACAAGAGGAUUAGGUAUCCUAAUAGAUUGUUGGUCAAUCUUUACGCUAGACUCGGUCUCCAUCGUUACAACCUCACUAAGUUUCCUUCUUUCUUGAUUAUGGAUUAUGAUCAUUGA
Molecule: messenger RNA, 264 nt
Organism: Eruca vesicaria subsp. sativa (arugula)
Lineage: Eukaryota; Viridiplantae; Streptophyta; Magnoliopsida; Brassicales; Brassicaceae
Source: the annotation of a GenBank genome assembly